Ictalurus furcatus (blue catfish) is the source of this 924-nucleotide messenger RNA. RefSeq names its product WAP four-disulfide core domain 2 (gene wfdc2). Gene Ontology annotation, biological process: innate immune response; antibacterial humoral response. The record is from RefSeq and is a predicted model, not a curated record. Gene Ontology annotation, molecular function: peptidase inhibitor activity. The coding region runs from base 16 to 489 and encodes 157 amino acids. The transcript has 3 exons. NCBI's taxonomy places the organism in Eukaryota, Metazoa, Chordata, Actinopteri, Siluriformes, Ictaluridae. Gene Ontology annotation, cellular component: extracellular region.
GCAGGCAGAAGGACCAUGCAGACGACACAUUUCCACCUUCAGUCCAUUCCUCUUACCCUUUCUGUCCUAGUUAGGUUCUUUUCCUCUCGAGUUCAGACCUGUAAGAGUGUGCAGAGGAAGAUGAAGCUAAAACUCCUCUCUCUGUUUACUCUUGUGCUCUUCACCUUGACUGAAUGGCCGAACCUGAUCGAAGGAGCUGCAGCACGUAACUGCACAGUCAAGCCAGGAAUCUGUCCUCGUCGGAAAUGGGGUUCAGGAAUGUGUGCUGAAUACUGCACUAAAGACAGCGACUGUCCCAACGAGGAGAAAUGCUGCCAUAACGGCUGUGGCCACGAGUGCAUCACUCCUUAUACAGUGAAGCUUGGUCGAUGCCCCAUACCCAAGGGGACCCCGAUGUGUGCGGAGUAUUGCUAUCAUGAUGGUGAGUGUCCUGGAGUGCAGAAGUGCUGCAGGACCACGUGUGGCCAUGCCUGCAGUGAACCUUGCUAAUUAGAUCUGGUACAUGGACAGACAUUUAGACUUCUGGGAGAUCUACCUUUCUCAUCUAAGUGCAGCUGCAACAUCCCCCACCCCCCAAAAAAACCCUUCUUGUUAAGUUAGUAAAGUCCCUCUGAAAAAGCCUUGACUGGUUUAAACUGACUAAACUUUGUAGGAAGGUAUAUCUCCUGGAAGUGGGUUAAUCCAUGGGAGUAGAUUUGUAUAUCACUGCUCAUAGUUCAGUUAAUGAGAGUGUGGGAGAACAAUAUCCAUUCUGAAUUUUUUGGAAACGUAGCAGGUUGGUGAUCAUUUAACUAUAUUUAUACACCAUUUUUAUUCUGACAGAAAUACAUAUAUCCAUGAAUUCAAUGGAAUAUUUUUUCACCAUUGAUUUUUUUUUUCAUGUUUGUGAUGUCAUUAUUAAAACCCAUUGUGUCUUUUGGUAAA